Penicillium olsonii is the source of this 1491-nucleotide messenger RNA. NCBI's taxonomy places the organism in Eukaryota, Fungi, Ascomycota, Eurotiomycetes, Eurotiales, Aspergillaceae. The record is from the annotation of a GenBank genome assembly.
AUGCGGCCAUCCACAGUACGACAUCAUGCCAGACUAGGCCUCCCGGCUUCACGGCUCUUCCAUAGCUCCACCGUGGUCCGCAACGAUGUCUUUGCCAACAGCCUCCGAAAAACCCUGGACGCUCAUCGAUCAACGAAUCGCGCGCGCUUGAUUCGCAAAAUAUACCCCAAGGAAGAUCCCCCAGGACUCUGGCGUCCGGAGAUUCCUCCUCAAAGUCGGGUUGGCUAUCAAACCCCCGUCGAUCCAGCUCUACCAGCAGCAGAGUCUCCAGAUACACCCGAGCCGGAACUGGGGGCCAAGAAACGUCGCAAAAAGGCCAAACAAAAACCCCCCGGGCUUGAGGCGCGACGGCACGAAGAGGCCAUUCAACCGGUUGGAAAAGGCCCGGUUCAAACACCCUGGCUGAAGAAUGUCGACCUACCGCGCGCUAGCGCCGAGAUCACCUUGGACACGGAAAUCCGAGCGUUAGUCCAAUAUCUCACCCCAAGCGCCGAGGAACGGUGUCAAUUUGAGAAAGUGAGGACCGAGGUAGCCUCUCUUCUCAAAGGUGUGGUACCCCAAGCACCCCAAGUAACCGGGUCCCACCGUACGGGACUGGUGCUGGCACAUUCCGAUCUUGACUUCAUCCUCCCCUUUAAGGACCUCCAACGAUCACCAGAGCGCGAUCGCAGACCCAGUGCAACACGGCCUCAAAUCCAAGACAGCCACAUUCGUCUUCUCCGGCAGGUCGAGAGAACUUUGCAGCAGACCGCCGCAUUCCGAGAUCAGAUCUACCCAUCAGAUAAGCGAAACCCAGCGCUUUCCGCUCGACACCGACCCACGGGACUUUGGCUGCAUUUUUACUGCGGUGAGGGGAUCCCCGCCAUCACGGAGUACCUACAGGAUUAUCAAGCCGAGUACCCCUCUCUCAAACCCCUUUAUGCAGUAACGCGCAUUCUGCUCGAGGCCCGUGGGCUUUUUGGUGCGCCACAGGCAAGCAUCAGUCCCGACGCGCUGGCCAUGCUCAUCGUGGCGUUCCUGAAAGUGAACCACGGUCGUUUCACUGCUCCCAAUAGCCUGGGUGAUCAAUUUCUUGCCCUCCUGCGCCUAUAUGGCAAUGACGUGAACCUUCAGACCGUUGGGGUUGCUGUUGACCCCCCUUCUUUCUUUGGUGCUGAUACGCUAGUGCCUUCGGGCGACCAGAACGCCGCCUACCAACGCGGCCAGCGGUCUCUCGUCAAUGCUAAGCGCACCGCUGCCGCAAAAGGAAACACCCCUGUGGCGAAUCGGUUAUGCAUCCAGGAUCCCACGCACUAUAUGAAUGACCUGGGCCGUUCCUGCACUCGUACGUCUGAGUUACGGGGUGCUUUUGCGGCUGCGUAUGAGCACCUGCGUCGUGCAUGCGACGACUGGGCGGGCGAGCCGAAAAAGAGCUCGAGUAUUCUCACGUCUGUUCUGCAGGCCAGAUUUGACGCUUUGGAGAAUCUGCGGGCUCGGAUUCUGUGUAUCUAA